AUGCCCUCAGCCGACCAGUGUGCUCUCGGGUGGCGCGGGCACGGCACCAGCUGCUACAAGAAGAUGGAAGUCCCCAACGGUUGGCUGGGCGCCUGGCACCACUGCGUCUGGCUGGGCGGCAACCUGGUCUCGAUCACCUCCUCGGCCGAGGAAAACUUUGUGAAGGCGACCAUGGGCGUGGACACCCGCUUCUGGCUGGGACUUUCCAACCAGAAAUGCGACAAGGUCUGGUGUCGCUUUGAAGGCGGGAGCCAGAAGCUGACCUGGUCCGAUGGCCAGACAAUAAAGCACACCAACUGGGCCCCAAAUCAACUCGAAAGCGCCGACGUUGCGUCCUGCGCCUACGUCAACCAAAAGGUUUGGAAGAAUUCCGGGAAGUGGAGGUCUGGCUCCUGCGCUUCCUCCUUAGCCUACAUGUGCAAACGGCCGCUGGACUGCCCGACGUGUUCCCCCAAAAGUGGUCCUGCUGUAGUGAAGACUUCUGACUGCGACGAUGGCAACGUCCUUUAUGGCGAUCAUUGCUAUUUUCAUGGCACGAGUCGUGAAACUCAAGAGGAUGCUGAGGAGUUCUGUCUCGCCCGGGGAGCCCAACUGCCUCGCGUCCACUCUAAGCGAGAUGGCCAAUUCCUGUAUGGUAAGCACCAAGAAGAACCGCCGUAG
Messenger RNA from Syngnathus acus (greater pipefish), 660 nucleotides. Its product is annotated as macrophage mannose receptor 1-like. The coding region runs from base 1 to 660 and encodes 219 amino acids. Lineage: Eukaryota; Metazoa; Chordata; Actinopteri; Syngnathiformes; Syngnathidae. The record is from RefSeq and is a predicted model, not a curated record. The transcript is spliced from 5 exons.